Panicum virgatum (switchgrass) is the source of this 1362-nucleotide messenger RNA. Its product is annotated as protein FAR1-RELATED SEQUENCE 5-like. The transcript has 2 exons. The record is from RefSeq and is a predicted model, not a curated record. The coding region runs from base 1 to 1362 and encodes 453 amino acids. NCBI's taxonomy places the organism in Eukaryota, Viridiplantae, Streptophyta, Magnoliopsida, Poales, Poaceae.
AUGGCGGAUCUUGAGAAUUUAAUGGAGUACAGUGAAAUCGUUAGCAAGAUAUUCGCUAACGAAGAUGAAGGAUAUCAGUUUUAUAAUGCAUAUGCUCUUGGCAAAGGGUUUAGUGUGAGGAAAAGAUAUGUUGAGUGGAACAGUGACCACACUGAGCUCACCCUUCGGCGGUUUGUUUGCCGUCGUCAAAUUUACCGUGAAGAGAAGUAUGUGAAGAAGGAGAUUAAGAAGCGGAGGCCACGGGAUAUAACUCGUGUUGGAUGCCCUGCAAAAUUGGUGAUUGCACUAGAUCGAAACAGCGGGCAGUGGUAUGUGAAGAAUUUCAUCGAUGAACAUAACCAUCCGCUGGCUCCAGCCGACCUUGGUUGUCUACUGCGUUUACAUCGAUUAAUCAGCGAUGCGCAGAAGGCUGAAAUUGUCGAGUUGGGGGUUGCUGGGAUUCUUAAACACCAGAUAUUUGAAAUUAUGGAGAUACAGUACGGUGGGUAUGACAAGGUUGGUUAUACAUCAAGGGACUUGUAUAAUUUCUGUCAUCUCUAUAAGCAGAAGAUAAUUGCUGCUAGUGAUGCUCAAACAAUAAUCAGUCACCUGAUGGAAUGUCAAAAUAGAGAUUCUGAUUUCUUUUUCAAGUACAUGACUGAUGGCGAAGGACACCUGCAGGGACUGUUCUGGUGUGAUACUAAAUGUCUGCUUGAUUAUAAAGCAUUUGAUGAUGUCGUUGUAUUUGAUAGCACCUACAAAACAAAUCGGUACAGCUUGCCCCUUGUUCCUUUUGUUGGAGUGAAUCACCAUUACCGCACAGUUAUUUUCGGAUGUGGAAUUAUUUCUCACGAGAAUAUCGAGUCAUAUGUGUGGCUGCUGAAAACAUUUACUGAAGCUAAUGUUCAGAAGUAUCAUAUUUCCGUGAUCACUGAUGGAGACCUCGCUAUGCAGAGAGCAAUCAGGAAGGCUGAGUUCAGGAUUUUUAUGUAUGACCUUUGCUCCAUAGAAGAGAUUGAGAGGAAAUGGCAGGCAUUUUUCGAAAAGUAUGAUGUCACAGAGGACUCGUGGCUAUAUAAGAUGUAUGAGGUGAGAGCAACUUGGUGUGCUGCGUAUCAUGCUGAUAAUCGCUAUUUAGGAUUGCGGAGCAACCAACGGAGUGAGAGCAUGAACUCUAGGCUUCAGAUGAAACUGGAUGGUAAAAUGACCUUGUUAGAAAUGGUGCAACACUAUGAGAGCUGCCUUACAAAGGUGCGCAGAAUUGAGGCGGAUGAUGACACUAAUGCACUGCAAUCUGAGCCAUUCACAGAUCCAGAUGCUUCAAUUCUCGAAGUAAAUGCGAAGAAAAGGUUCACACCAAAUGUUUUUAAGACGAAGGUUUAG